This is a messenger RNA of Oppiella nova, 498 nucleotides long. Lineage: Eukaryota; Metazoa; Arthropoda; Arachnida; Sarcoptiformes; Oppiidae. The record is from the annotation of a GenBank genome assembly.
AUGGUUAAGUUAACAUGUGCUGUUUGCGGCGAUAUAGCCACUGGCUAUAAUUUUGAAGUCAUAACUUGCGGCUCGUGUAAGGAGUUCUUCAGGAGGACUGCCACCAGGGAUGAGGUUUUCAAGUGUCGGUUCACAACUGGCUGUCAAAUAGAUGUGAGGACACGGAAAAGGUGUCGAAAGUGUCGGCUCGACAAAUGCUACGCAAUGGGAAUGAACAAGGAUUACAUUAACCUUAGGGUCAGACGAUCGUCGACUAGUUUGUAUGAAAAACAUAUGAAAAGCAAAGUUUCGUAUAGUAUUGUAGACUCGACUACACCGACGGCACCGAGUGAUAGGACUUACGACACAAACACCAGUUUCCCAGACAUUCACUCCGAUGUCAACUAUGGAGACAUCAAUUCAUAUAAUUACGAGUUGUCAGAGACAGUGGACAGGGAUAUAAAACCAUCGCUAAUACCAAUAGAAACCUACCUGUCCCUUCCAUACUUUAGGUACUAA